GUCGGGCUACAUGGGAAACGGAACUUUUCAGGCACCACAUGCUCCGGAAAGAAUUAGCGGACCCGGACGCCCUCUGCUAAGAGGCCUGGGCCACAAAUAGUGUUCAAAAAGUCAGCUUUCAUGGGAGCCAGGCCAUUGUACAAUUGGCCAAGACGCACUAUUACAUUACAAAAUCAGAGGCAGGCCACUAGUUUUGCAACCUCUUCAAACAGAACCCCACCUAUAUCCUGGCCCAGGGAAAGGGAUUGAUUGACUGUAGUCCAAGUAGGCAUUGCAAUGACAAAACGAGCUAAUCAGCUCCUCUCUAGACGAAAUCCGAAGACAUUUCAUCUACACAAUGGCAGACGCAGAGAAGGUUUACCGACCUCACCCCAGAGACCUACCGACCUAUGAUCAAGCCACCUCAGAGGAGCUUCGCAGGAUCACCCAGAACACUAACUGGAACUAUUCUCUCUUUGACUGCUGUUCGCCAGGCACAUUAUGCUUGACCAGCUGCUGCCUCCCAUGCCUUGCCUUCGGCAAAACGCAAUCACGACUUCGUGACCCCACACUGCAGAGCUACGACUCGAUCAACGGUGAUUGUGUGAUCUGGUCCUUCCUCAGCCUUGGUCUUUCACAGUGGAUCUAUCAGACUAUCAGAAGAGGCGAACUGCGCAACAAGUAUGGAAUUGAGGGAUCCUGCUGCGGCGAUUGCUGUGUGAGCAUGUGCUGUGGCUGCUGCGCACUCAUUCAAGAAGAAAAGGAGGCUGAAAUACGUACCAGGCCUCAGGUUACAGGGUACCAAAUGGAGCCUCAGAUGGCGUAUCCUCAUUAAGCCGGCCGUGGUUACG
Messenger RNA from Aspergillus piperis CBS 112811, 830 nucleotides. RefSeq names its product PLAC8 family protein. The transcript has 4 exons. The record is from RefSeq and is a predicted model, not a curated record. Lineage: Eukaryota; Fungi; Ascomycota; Eurotiomycetes; Eurotiales; Aspergillaceae. The coding region runs from base 338 to 814 and encodes 158 amino acids.